Babesia microti strain RI is the source of this 1497-nucleotide messenger RNA. RefSeq names its product conserved Plasmodium protein, unknown function. The record is from RefSeq and is a predicted model, not a curated record. The transcript is spliced from 9 exons. NCBI's taxonomy places the organism in Eukaryota, Apicomplexa, Aconoidasida, Piroplasmida, Babesiidae. Bases 1 to 1497 code for a protein of 498 amino acids.
AUGAAACUUGAGUUGUGUAACUGGGCAAUAUGGCAAUCAAUCUGGCCAAUUGAGCGCAAAGGAUUAUUAUUUGUGCGUUCUGAUGUGGGCUGGGAGGAAAAUAAUGUCGAAAUACGUGGCAAUGCACUGUUCAUCUACCCACAAUAUGAUACACAAUGUGUAAUAGGAAGGGGGUAUCUUUUAGAGUACGCACAAUCGCAAUUACAAAUAUUCACUCCACAAAAUUCGCAUAAAUUGCCUUCAAUUGCUGGGCUGGCCAAUAACAUGGACGGGAGACUCUUGUCCAUCAAAAUACCUAAUGUGAUGGACGACAUACAAUUUUAUAUACCUGAUGGUGGAUCUGCCGAAUUGUGGAAGGAAUGCAUCGAUAAAGCAAGUGUUACCAACCUAAAGCAACUAAUCACUCAGCAAGAACUCAUGUAUCGCGAUGAAAUUAAACUUCUUAAGGAGGAAAUUAAGGAAUGUCGUUUGAUGAAGGAUGAAAGUUUAUAUGAGCUUUGUGCUGCUGAACAGGAAAGGGAUAAAUUAAAAUAUGAUAAGGAGAAAUUGGAAUCGGAAUCCUUCAUUGCAAAAACAUCCACAACUAUAAUCCAUGGAAUGCAGGUUGAACUGGCAAGAUCGCUAAGUGAACGAGUGAAGGAGCUAAAAAAGGCUUUGGAUAAAUCUCUUGACGACAUGCGGGCAAAGGACAGAGAAAUAAGAUACCUGCAGGAUGAAUUGAAUGAAUGUAAAUCGUGCAAUAUAUCACUAACAGAUAAAUUGGACAGUACAAGUGCAAAGCUCAACAAUCUUGUGAUAAGCUUACACGAGGCAUCCUCUGAACCAGAUAACAACGUUGCUUGCCUAGCACUUACAAUUAAAAAAAAUCAUGAAUUGGAAAUGGCUAACAGGAAAUUGAAUGGUGAAGUCUCUAAAAUGGCCACAAGAUUCUACGACAUUAGAGACACAAUUCUCAGCCAUUUUAAUGAAUGUCUUGAUUCCAUCAGCUUCGAGGAAGCGUUCCAACUUAUGAAGUCUUGGAUUGUAUGUUCUGAGUUAAAAAUCGCUUACUAUGAUAGUUUAAUUGCGGGGACUCCGGAUAAGUCGUUACAAGAGAGGCUAGACAAUGCACAAAAGGAGUUUGUGGAAGCUGAACUAAGGGCUAGAGCUUAUUAUGUGAUCCAUAGGUCUAGGCUGUUGAAUGUUAUCAUAGAGGCUAGAAACGACCAGCCACUACUGGAAGUUACUAAAGUUAGCAAGAAAUUGCUCACCAGACUUGCAUGGCUAUUGGGUGAGGAUGGAGAAGGGGAAGAAUUCACUAGGAAGUCCAUUGAACCCCCAAUACGAAUUAUGUAUUCUGCGGAGAAAGAAUUACAUAGGAAGACUAUGGAGAUUAAGAAAUUAGAGGCGGAGAAUAAUUCGUUGAGAGUGGAAGUUAGGCGAUUGGCCUCUCUAGUAGGUGGGCAGGUGCAUUGGGAGAACAUUUCUAGGGCGAACAAAUUGGGCGCGGCAAAUUAG